Messenger RNA from Cotesia glomerata, 1040 nucleotides. RefSeq lists its product as uncharacterized. NCBI's taxonomy places the organism in Eukaryota, Metazoa, Arthropoda, Insecta, Hymenoptera, Braconidae. The transcript has 4 exons. The coding region runs from base 83 to 577 and encodes 164 amino acids. The record is from RefSeq and is a predicted model, not a curated record.
AUGUUCCGAGCGUCAGUUUUCAUUCCACGACGCACUUUGUCAGUUAGUUUCUAUAGAAAGAAAAAUUUUAUUUGAACACAAAAUGGGAAUUAAGAAACUUGGGGGCUGUUGUUGCUUCGAUUUGAAGACCGGAGUGCUUAUAAUUGGUAUUUUAGGAAUUAUUGGAAGCGUUGUAAAUCUAAUAAAAGCGCCGUUAGAGUACAGCAGUGCGUGCAGCGAUGGAAAAACCACGGCAAACAAUGAAAAUUGCGCGGUUGCUUCUUCAAUAUUGGGAGGAUCAAUUGCUUCUUCUGUUAUUUUUCUUAUUUUAACGGUUCUUAUGAUUUAUGGAUCGCAAAAGAACAGCCAUCGAUUUUUGCUGCCGAUCCUUAUAUUAGAAGCUAUUUCAAUAUUCCUUUUAGUGAUAUUGGUAUGGUACUUGAUUAUUAUCUUCUUUUCAGUAUCCAUUGGAAUGGGAUUCUUAGUAUUGGUUAUCGGACAUGCAGUGAUAGCGCUUACCAUAUACUUUUGGCUGGUUAUCUACAGCCGCAGCGAAGAAAUCAAGGAAGCUAAUUUUUCAUCAAGAGAUUGCGCUUAAAUAUUUAUUCAAUAAUUAUAAUGUUCAAUUUAUACCUUUAAAUCAGUCUUAACAUAUCCAAUUUUCAAUCUAUAAAAUUUUAUAAGUAAUUUUUCUGUCAGUAUUUUCUAUACAGUAUCUAAGUUACCUAAUUAUUCAAUUCAGUACAAAACUUUAUCGAUAUAUCAACGAAAAAUAUUUUACACAUUAGUUUGUUAAUGCUUGUACGCGCACAUCUACUACCCGUCCUAAAAACAUUCACGAGAUAAAUACCUUUUUUUAUAGGGGUAAUGCUAGUGCACCUUUUUUUAUUUAUGAUUUAUAUAAUUAAAGAGUUAAGCAUUUUUUAUUUGUUUUCUAUACUUUAAACUGAUUUUUUUCUGUUUUUUCCAAAUAUAAUUUUUCCGAUUUUAUGUUAUUGAAAAAAUAAUUUUAGAUAAGUACUAAAGUAAAUUCUACCUCAAUGUAAAUUUAUUAUGUAUAU